GUGCGACCCCUUACUAUUUUUCUUUUUUAUUGAGCUUUGACCCAUCACGGCCACCGGCCGAGGUAAACGAGGGAGCUACCUUGCUCGCGACAGGUUGCAACGACGCCAAAAUGUGCAAAAUCCAAAUGUUGAGAACGUUGGUGAAGCAUCGACUAGAUCAUGCCGUCGAAGAGAUAGUUGAACUAUUUGAAAAGACGAUAGUGGAGUAUGAGGAGGAACUUUCUCGAACCAAAAAGGAGAUCGAGCGACAACGCGACCUACUGGACGCUAUUCUCAACCCUCAAGUUCGACUGGACAGAGCAGAGGCCCAGGUUCAGCAGGCGUUAGUGACGACUCAAGAUGUGCAUGUUAAAGAAGAAGAAGAAGAAGAAGAGGACAUUCAGAGCAGACAAGACGCGGAGGCUGACGUCACCACGGGCACAAUGACUCUUGUCUUCGUGAAGAGUGAAGAAGAUAACAAAGCUGUGUUAGCACAGCUUCAUCACAGUGAGGAGAGCAGAGACAGUACCUCAAGUCAACACCGUGGAUACAACUCUGCUGAGACCCCAUCCGAGAGCCACAACCUGUUAACAUUAGGUGAGGUCCAGGUUCAGCAGGCGUUGGUGACGAGUCAAGAUGUGCAAGUUAAAGAAGAAGAAGAAGACAUGCGGAGCAGACAGGACGUGGAGGCUGACGUCUUUGUGAAGCGUGAAGAUAACGAAGCUCAGUUCUCACAGCUUCAUCACAGUGAUGAGAACAGAGACAGUAGCUCAAGUCAACACAGUGGAGCAUUGCAACCAGACAAUUCUGCUCCACCAUCAGAUUUGGACGACAGAAUGUCACCCCAUUCUGAUGCCGAUUCAAAUAUUACUAAUGUGAGCUCUAACGGUGAUAUCAGUCCAACUAUCUCCUCCGAACGCGGGGAAACGCUUGUCCAGAAGUCGGAAAUGACCACUGGUGUGUUGUCGCACGCAGACAAGAAGCCUUUUAAGUGUCCCCUGUGCGAUAAAGGGUUCUCUAGGAAGAUGUACAUGAUGGCUCACCAAAAGGCACACUCCAAAGGGUUCCCUUUCACCUGCUCGAUAUGCGCAAAAGGUUUCUUAUUAAAAUCACAGUUGCGGGCGCACACCAGGUCACACACUGGGGAGAGACCUUUCACCUGCUCGGUGUGCGCCAAAUCUUUCUUUUCAAACGGACAGUUGCGGAUACACAGCAGGAUACACACCGGGGAGAGACCUUUCACCUGCUCGGUGUGUUCAAAAUGUUUCAUAACAAGAGGACAUUUGCAGAGGCACUCCAAGAUACACUCUGGGGAGAGACCCUUCAGCUGUAACGUUUGCAACAAAAGCUACGUAAGAAAGUCACACAUGGAGUCGCACAUGCUGACGCACACGCAGACGGGCGAAAAGCCUUUUGACUGCUCCGUCUGCGGCAAACGUUUCUCGACCAGGCAAUAUCUGAGGUGCCACAUGAAAAGACAUUCAGAGGGGAAACGUUUUACUUGCCCUGUGUGCUUUAAAGACUUCGCCAAUAAAGCUUAUAUCGGGAUACACAUGGCGACGCACACUGGGGAGAAACUGUUCAGCUGUGAUACCUGUAAUGAAAAAUUCACAUUUGGGUCUCAGGUCAAGAGUCAUGUGUGUACUGGGAACAAAUAAAUACUCUUGUGUAUCUGUAACUUAAGUGUAUCACUUUGUGGGCUUAAUAAAUCGCUAUCACAGAAAA
This is a messenger RNA of Syngnathus acus (greater pipefish), 1704 nucleotides long. Its product is annotated as oocyte zinc finger protein XlCOF6.1-like. Bases 111 to 1637 code for a protein of 508 amino acids. The transcript is spliced from 3 exons. Gene Ontology annotation, biological process: regulation of transcription by RNA polymerase II. Gene Ontology annotation, cellular component: nucleus. The record is from RefSeq and is a predicted model, not a curated record. Gene Ontology annotation, molecular function: DNA-binding transcription activator activity, RNA polymerase II-specific; RNA polymerase II cis-regulatory region sequence-specific DNA binding. Lineage: Eukaryota; Metazoa; Chordata; Actinopteri; Syngnathiformes; Syngnathidae.